Messenger RNA from Dinoponera quadriceps, 999 nucleotides. RefSeq names its product RNA pseudouridylate synthase domain-containing protein 1-like. Gene Ontology annotation, molecular function: RNA binding; pseudouridine synthase activity. The record is from RefSeq and is a predicted model, not a curated record. The coding region runs from base 145 to 978 and encodes 277 amino acids. The transcript is spliced from 5 exons. Lineage: Eukaryota; Metazoa; Arthropoda; Insecta; Hymenoptera; Formicidae. Gene Ontology annotation, biological process: pseudouridine synthesis.
CUGAUGUAAAACUAUCUUUAAUUUCCCGAUCCCGGUGCACUGGAAAUGCUCGUGUUUUUUCUUGUGUUUUCUUAUGAAAUUGUUGUGGUUUUUAAGAUUUAAAACCUCGUUUUUGAUGGUUUGUCAUAGAUUUUUUAUCUCCUAAUGGAGGGUGGUCCAGGAAGGCAAGGUGUUUUUCUUAUCUCUCAAGCAAAGUGCGUCAGAAGUAACAUUUUGUACUCUACCAAGAUUGUACAUCGCAGUGAAAAUUUUCUGGUCGUCAAUAAACCGUACGAUAUGUAUAUAAAUAGUAACAACCCGGACAGAAAGAAUACUCUCCAAUUGGAAUUAAAAAAGAUGCUACCAGACUUGGUUAAUCCAAAAUUGUGCCACGAAUUCCACUUCGUGCAUCGGCUGGAUUACCCUACGAGCGGUGUCAUUUGUAUAGCACUGAAUAAGAAAGCAGCCAGAGCGGCGUCAGUUGCCUUUGAAAAUCACAAAGUUCAAAAGUUCUACUUGGCAUUGGUGCAUGGCCAUAUACAUGAGCCUCAUAUCAUAAUCGAUAAAGCUAUAGGUGACGAUAUUCGAGAGAAGAAUGGUAAUCAUAAGAUGUGUACAAACGACAGUAUCUUCUGUGAGAAGCCACGUAGGGCCAUUACUGUGCUAGUAGUGUUGGAGCAUGGUUUUUGGAAAAGCAAGCCUGCUACCAAAAUAUUGUUGGCGCCUAGCACCGGUAGACGACACCAGUUAAGGGUGCAUUGCCAUCAUAUAGGUCAUACUGUCAUAGGAGACUAUACUUACAGCGAAGGCAAAGAUGUAGAGCCACAGAGAACCUACCUCCAUUCUCUCAGGUUGAUAUUGAACUGUGAUAUUGAGAAUAUCGAUGUAAGAACGGCAGAUCCGUUUGACGCCUCUAUUUUGUCCGAUUAUAAGGCGACGAAUAUAGCAAAGAUCUUGGAUGAGGAUAUAUUUCGUGACAUAUAUAAAUUAAUAGAAUAAAACGUUUCGUUACGUAAAGCA